GGUAUACUUGGACAGAGGGGUGGCGUGUGGACGUGGUAUACUUGGACAGAGGGGGUGGCGGUAGGACGUGGAGGUAUACUUUGGACAGAGGGGUGGCGGUGGACGUGUGUAUACUUGGACAGAGCGGUGUCAGUGGAUGUGGUAUACUUGGACAGAGGGGUGGCGGUGGAUGUGGUAUACUUGGACAGAGGGGGGUGAGGUGGACGUGGUAUACUUGUACAGAGGAGUAGAGGUGGACAUGGUAUACUUGGACAAAGGAAGUGGCGGCUGUGGAUGUGGUAUACGCUUGGACAGAGCGAGUGGUGGUGGUUAUGUGGUAUACUUGGACAGGAGGGGUGGCACAGUGGACGUGGUUUACUUGGACAGAGGGGUGGAGGUGGGAUGUGGGUAGUAUACUUUGGACAGUGAGGUGGAGUGGCGGGUGGAUGUGGUAUACUUGGACAGAGGGGUGGCAGUGGACGUGGUAUACUUUGGACAGAGGGGUGGCUAUAGAUGUGGUAUACUUGGACAGAGGGGUGGCAGUGGACAUAGGUAUACUUGGGCAGAGGGGGUGGCGGUGGAGUGGUAUACUUGGACAGAUGGGUAGUGGUGUUGCGGUGGAUGUGGUAUACUUGGACAGAGGGCUGGCAAGUGGGCAUGGUAUACCUUGGACAGAGAGGGUAGGGCUGGUGGCGCGUGGGAACGUUGGUAUACUUGGACAGAGGGUGUGGCAGUGGACGUGGUAUACUUGGACAGAGGGGGUUGGCUAUAGAUGUGGUAUACUUGGACGGAGCAGAGUGUAGGGGUGGCGGUGGUGGAUGUGGUAUACUUGGACAGAGGGUGGUGGCUGGAUGGAUGUGGUAUAUGGGAGCAGAGGGGUGGUAUAGAUGUGGUAUACUUGGACAGAGGGGAGUGGCGGUGGUUUUGGACGUGGUUAUUACAUUGGACAGAGGAGUGGGCUUUUGGUGGACGUGAGUAAGAUGGUUGAAUGAUUGCUAUACUCUGUAUGGUCUGCGGAGGUGGGUCUAGU
Molecule: messenger RNA, 1009 nt
Organism: Staurois parvus
Lineage: Eukaryota; Metazoa; Chordata; Amphibia; Anura; Ranidae
Source: the annotation of a GenBank genome assembly